CAGUUUUUAAACAGAAGCAAACUAUAAAGAAGGUUGGGGCUCUGCUAUGAAUCAGUCUGAGGACAGAGACGAGGGAGCCCCUCCCUCUAAAUCCACUCUGUGGGGGGAACAUGAAGACCAGACCAGUCCAAAGCAGCAGAACAGACCACACUCCGCUCAACCUGGACAUGAAGAUGAACCUCCACCGAAAGAAUCUCAUGAUUUCAAAGAUGGACAACAGCAUGCCAAAAAAAUGAUCCAUCCAAAGACUCCAGAUUCUCCUGAGCCCAGCUGUGUGUCCAUGAAGAGUGACAAGUCUAUGAAUCUACCCAUUCAUUUCAAACAUGAGCACCCCUCAGCUAACCCAAGGAUCCAUCCAAAGACUCCAGAUUCUCCUGCACCCAGCUGUGUUUCCAUGAAGAGUGACAAGUCUAUGAAUCUACCCAUUCAUUUCAAACAUGAGCACCCCUCAGCUAACCCAAGAGUUCAUCAGCAGGACUUUGAGGCUCCCAGUGGUCAGACCAGCCUGGACUCCAUAUUAAUGCUGCUGGAGGAGAACAUUGUCAGUUAUGUGAAAAAUGAGCUGAAGAGAGUCCAGAGAGUUCUGAGUCCAGAUUACCCAGAAUGCUUAGAGAGUCAGACUGAGAAUGAGGAGGUGUUGGACAGUGAGGAGGAGGAGCAGAGGAGGAGCAGCAGAGAGGCUUUUCUGAAGAUCACUCUGCACUUCCUGAGGAGAAUGAAGCAGGAGAAGCUGGCUGACUGCCUGCAGAGCA
This is a messenger RNA of Labrus bergylta (ballan wrasse), 752 nucleotides long. NCBI's taxonomy places the organism in Eukaryota, Metazoa, Chordata, Actinopteri, Labriformes, Labridae. The record is from RefSeq and is a predicted model, not a curated record.